This is a messenger RNA of Pundamilia nyererei, 2182 nucleotides long. It is a transcript of the gene utp15, whose product is annotated as UTP15 small subunit processome component. The record is from RefSeq and is a predicted model, not a curated record. Gene Ontology annotation, molecular function: protein binding. The coding region runs from base 205 to 1791 and encodes 528 amino acids. Gene Ontology annotation, cellular component: nucleolus. The transcript has 12 exons. NCBI's taxonomy places the organism in Eukaryota, Metazoa, Chordata, Actinopteri, Cichliformes, Cichlidae. Gene Ontology annotation, biological process: rRNA processing; positive regulation of transcription by RNA polymerase I.
UUCCACAACGGAAGUAGUCACGCAUGUAGUCAUGGCGUCCUCCUGUUCACGAGAGACAACGUGAUUACUCGAUAACAUGAGAAACUUUUUGUUUACUUAGACAGCCAAUAUCAGUAUCAUCCAAUUUCAGCAUAUCAUAAGAAAAAACUACGUUUGCAUUUCUGGACUUUUUCACUUGAAAGACGUAAAGUGAUUAGCACAGAAAUGGCUUCAUUUAAACCCACAAAAAUUCAAGUUUAUCCAAAACUUGGAGAGAAAGUCACUCAAGACACACUCUACUGGAAAAACUACAAGGCUCCAGUCCAGAUAAAAGAAUUUGGCGCAGUCACAAGCAUAGACUUCUCCCCGGUGACUCCACAUAAUUUUGCUGUGACAGCAUUCACAAGAAUCCACAUUUAUGGGCCAUUUUCCCAGGAGCCUGUCAAGUCAUUUACCCGUUUUAAGGAUACAGCUUACUGUGGGAGGUUCAGGUCAGAUGGUCAGCUCCUUGUGGCAGGAUGUGAGGACUCUGUCGUGCGACUAUUUGAUGUUAGUGGCAAGGUGGCCCUCAGGCUGUUUAAAGGGCACACAAAGGCAGUACAUUUAACAGACUUCACCUCAGAUCGUUACCAGAUCCUCACAGGGUCGGAUGACUAUACUUGUCGACUUUGGGACAUUCCAAAUGCCACUGAGCUCACCACCUACACAGAGCACGCAGAUUAUAUUCGCUGUGGUGUCACAAGCAAACUCAACAGAGAUCUCUUCAUAACUGGAUCAUAUGACCACACAGUGAAACUGUUUGAUGCCAGAGUGGAAAAGAGUGUGAUAACCAUGGACCAUGGCCAGCCAGUGGAGAGUGUCCUCCUCUAUCCCUCUGAGGGACUUCUUGUGUCUGCAGGAGGGCGCCAUGUGAAGGUUUGGGAUCUGCUAAAAGGAGGCCAGCCUCUGGUGUCACUGAAGAACCAUCACAAAACUGUCACAAGUUUGGCUCUCAGCAGCAACGGACAGAGACUGCUGUCAGCUUCUCUUGACAGGCACGUGAAGGUGUACAACACAACAAACUACAAAGUGGUCCACAACUUUGACUAUGCUGCUUCUAUCCUCAGUCUGGGUUUGGCUCCGGAUGAUGCGUCCAUUGUUGUGGGUAUGACCAACAGUAUUCUGAGUAUCAAACACAGGAAAAACCAAGAAGAUUCAAAGGAAGUAGCUGGCCAACAGAGGCGCCGUCCAUCGUAUCGUGUCUUUGUGAAAGGGAAAAAUUAUGUCCCUAAACAGGAUGAUUAUCUUGUCAGUAAGCCUGUCAAAGAACAUUUGGCCAAAUAUGACAAGCAACUUCAAAGGUUUAACGUAUCCAAGGCUUUGGAUACAGCUCUGGGGACAUAUAUUAGAUUCAGAAAGCCUGAGAUCACCGUGGCUGUUAUAAAGGAGCUGGAUAGAAGAGGAACACUGAAGAAUGCACUGGCAGGAAGGGAUGAACGAGGGCUCUCUCAGUUACUCAACUUCAUCAUUGGGAACUUGGUUGAUGCCAGAUUUACUCCUGUCCUCGUAACAGCAGCCGAGAUGAUCCUGGACAUCUAUCAGUCAGUCAUUGGCCAGUCACCCGUGGUGGACCGACAGCUGCUGCGGUUGCAGGACCUUGUGAAGAGAGAGAUCGAAUUCCAGAAGGACCUUUUGGAGGUGUUGGGAAUGUUGGACACAAUGUUUGCUUCCUCCCUCCCAAGAAAGGAGGUGCCAUGCUCUGGCAUUGGCAGGUCAAAUGGUCUGACUCAGGGAGAACCAAGCACCUCAAAACCACAGCUGCAGGUCACCUGAGACUUAUAAGCUACUUUAGACUGGGUUUAAGUACCUUUAAAACAUUUCUUAAUGGACCAUCAGACGCAAAGCUCCUGUCUAGGACAUUUCGAAAAAGAAAGGUGCAAGUUUUAAGAGACUGACGAAACACAGUCUCACUCUGGUGAUUUAAUUCAGUGUGACUAGCACAAUAAGGAUCAGAGAGACCAUACAUUUACUGUAUGAAGAAUAUCUGAAUGUGUGGAUGUAAAGCAAAGCAUUUCUUGUAUUAGAAAUCUUAUAAUUACAAGUCGAAUUGUAAAUGCGAGUCUGUAUGUAUGGUAGUGGCUGAGUUCACUGUGAGUGUGUAUUUUUAUAAUGUCUGACAUUGGUAAAUGUUUCAUGAGUAAAUAAAAAAUAAGUCGUUUGUCAU